UCCACCUUGUCAUGGCGUCGUUCCGUACACUCCUUGUGUUGGGCUUGGCAGUUCAGCUGUGCCCCUCCCAAUCCCACGACUCUUUAGAAAUACAUUAUGAACUGCAGCCUCCCAAGUAUGAAUAUCAACCUCCCAAAGAGUACGACGCUCAGGAACCUUCUACGAUAUACGACUUUCAGGAAGUGUUUAAGAAAGACGACUAUCAGGAACCUGUCAAGGGAUACAACUACCAGGAACCUCACAAGAGAGACGACUAUCAGGAACCUCUGCUAGUCUCUUAUCAAGAACCUCCGAAGACAUACCAAGAAGAAAGCACGAAGAUCUCUUACCAGGCACCUGUUGAGACAUAUAAGGAACCACCACAAACCUCCUACGAAGAACCAUCCAAGGCGUAUGAUUAUCUGGAACCUUCCAAGGCAUUCAACUACCAAGAACCUUCUAAGAAGGCCGAUUACCAGGAACCUGUAAUAGUCUCCUACCAAGAGCCUCCGAAGACCUCAUACAAGGAGCCCUCCAAGAAGGACGGAUACCAAGACCCUGUGAAAACUUCCUCAGAGGAAUCUUCCCAGGAGUAUAACUAUCAGGAACCUACAAAGACGUAUGAGUACCAGGAACCUCAAAAGAAGGAUGACUACCAGGAGCCUGCAAAGACGUACGAGUACCAGGAACCUCAAAAGAAGAUUGACUACCAGGAGCCUGCAAAGACGUACGAGUACCAGGAACCUCAAAAGAAGAUUGACUACCAGGAGCCUGCAAAGAUGUACGAGUACCAGGAACCUCAAAAGAAGAUUGACUACCAGGAGCCUGCAAAGACGUACGAGUACCAGGAACGUCAAAAGAAGAUUGACUACCAGGAGCCUGCAAAGACGUACGAGUACCAGGAACCUCAAAAGAAGAUUGACUACCAGGAACCUGCAAAGACGUACGAGUACCAGGAACCUCAAAAGAAGGAUGACUACCAGGAGCCUGCAAAGACGUAUGACUACCAGGAACCUCAAAAGAAGGAUGACUACCAAGAACCUUCCAAGACCUAUGGCGGAGAGGAAGCCUAUAGGGACGACUACCAUGAACCCUCCAAAACAUACAGUUAUCAGGAACCCUCUAAGGCAUUCGUCCACCAGAAAUCUACGAAAGCUGAGUACCAGAAAUCACUUGACUAUAAAUACAAGGAACCUUCUUAUGAUUCUCGGGAACAUGACGCAGCUUACCUGGCUUCGCUGUUCAUCAACAUCCCGGGUGGAGGCGUGCCAGGAAAGGAUUACCCAAUACUAGCUACCGUGCCGUACACUGGCUUUUCAUGUGAUGGUUUGGAGUACCCAGGCCACUAUGCAGACUACAGGGCACGAUGCCAAGUGUAUCAUAUUUGCCAGAAAGAUGGGCGCCACAGUUCUUUCUUGUGCCCUAACGGGACCGUAUUCAGCCAGUGGUAUUCAGUGUGUGACUGGUGGUUUAACGUAGACUGCGAUGGUGCUCAAACCUGGUUUGUAUAUACCAGGAAUGGAGUCAUUUUAGGGAAGGACGCAGAUUCUUCUCGUCCAGCGGGAGCGUCUAGUCGCCUGCCCCCAAAACCUCGCAUCGGUCGCGUGUCCAAAGGUCUUGUGACCUCUGGGGAUUAUGUGCCCCCUGUGGAAUCGUCUAAGGAAUCCUAUUCGGCCGAAGAAUACGACAAGAGUGUUCCUACCCCGAUUAUCUAUGAAGUGCCUCUUGUAUCUCAUAGUUCUUCCUCAGAAUAUGCCGUGGAAUAUAAACAGAGUGCCACUACGGAGCCCCAUAGGAAUUAUGAACAUGACUCGUCAGAAGACAGUUACGAGACAGGAACUCAAAGGAAUCCCCUGGGUACGAGCCAAAAAUCCUACACCUCAAAGCCCCGCGUCAACAACUUCGCCAGACGGGUCGUGAUCAGUGCACGAAACAAAGCCGACGCAAAAAAGCCCACAAGCCGAUACGUUACCGACGUCGACUCGAACGAAUACGACGUCUCCACGACAGACGUCUCCCACUUCAGGCAGGGGCACGUGAAGCCUUUAUUCCGAGACUCCGUCCGGCGCUUCGAAACCAAAAGAACCACGCUUGUGCAGAGUCCUCGACUUCCUCCUCCUGAACGAAGCCUAAUCACCCUCUACAGGAAUCCACAGUAACGUACUUUGCAAACAUUCCUAGCGUAUGGGGCUGAAAGGAUUAAUAGUAUACUAUGCUGUGUUGCCUGAUACAAAGUCACAAUUUCUUCUUAGUGCAUUAUAUAUAGAAGAAAAGCAAAAGAAAAAAAAAGAAAAAGGAGAAAGCGAUUCAGACACUGUUGGUUGUCUUAACAAAGCUGUGUUCUGAAUGCAUUUUCUCUUUGCUUAUUUAAUGAGUGCAGGUUCCUAUCAGUACAGGCCAUUUAUUCUUGUAAAUUGAA
Molecule: messenger RNA, 2398 nt
Organism: Penaeus indicus
Lineage: Eukaryota; Metazoa; Arthropoda; Malacostraca; Decapoda; Penaeidae
Product: paternally-expressed gene 3 protein-like
Exons: 2
Coding region: 12-2138 (708 amino acids)
Cellular component (GO): extracellular region
Molecular function (GO): chitin binding
Source: RefSeq, a predicted model, not a curated record